Molecule: messenger RNA, 3297 nt
Organism: Plasmodium fragile
Lineage: Eukaryota; Apicomplexa; Aconoidasida; Haemosporida; Plasmodiidae
Exons: 1
Coding region: 1-3297 (1098 amino acids)
Biological process (GO): spliceosomal complex disassembly
Cellular component (GO): U2-type post-mRNA release spliceosomal complex
Source: RefSeq, a predicted model, not a curated record
AUGAACUUUUCCAAUAAAGGAUCGCAAUUCAAAAAGGUAAAAAACAAAGCGCCAAAUGGAAAAAAAAAAAAAAAGUCAAAACAUUCCAAAGGCAAACAUGAUGGAAGAGGAGGCUUCUUCAGAAAUGUAGACCCGCAACAGUAUUUAAAGCCAGUGCAAUUUGUUAGUGGCGGUUUUCUCAAUAAUAAAAAGCAUGUACCAUCAGCAGAACAGGAGGCACAUAAAUUAAACGCCACCUUAAGCGACGAUGAUUCAGAUGACUUCAACAAGUACGACGUCUUUCAACAUUUCACCUUUGAUUUCAGUUUUGACAAAAAGAAGGAUGAAAAUGAUUUUAUAAAGAGUAAUUUAAAAAAGUAUAACCUCAAGCAACUCCAAGAAAAGGACAAAAAGUUUUUUGAAAUAUACGGAUUAGGGUUUAAAAUUUUAAGGAAAAUGGGCUAUCAGGAUGGCAUUGGGAACAAAAUAAAGACAAACAUUGCUCCAAUAGAACUUCAAAAAAAGCAUGUAACAUUUUUAGAAGAAAAGCCACAAGAAAAUUCGAAUGAUUCCAGUUCUGAUAUUGACUUAUACACACAGGAAAGCUACAUGGACAUUUUUAAUGAACAAUUCUAUAGCAAAAAGUUGUGGAAAAAAAAGCAUAAAUAUAACAUGUUCUGGAGCUUUAAGAAGACAAAAAAUUGGAUUAAGACACAGUUAAAAUAUAACGCCUACAUUAAUCCAAAUUUUCAUUUAUACCAUGAUGGUCAGGAAUCCGAUGACGAACAAGCUAGUAAUUUAAUAAGCGCGCAAAACGUACUCAUUGAUCAUAUUAAAAAUAUCAUGUUCCAAUAUUGCAAUGUUGUAAGAAAACAACAAGAGCUCGAAACUAAAUUAAGGAAUUACCAAGGUUCUGGUUCCCACAAAGAUAUUUACAAGAUGCACGUGUUAAUUUUAAAAAAUGUCCUAACGUAUAAGUACUUGCUAAAUUUUCACACCACUCUGCCCUACCCCUCUCUCUUUAACAAUGCAACAUUCAAUGAAUACCUUUUUGGUGUAAAACAACAUGAUCCCCCAAUAGAGGAAGAUCAUGGUGGCAAUCGAGCAGAUGAUUGUGCUGAUCAUUAUGCUCAGCGUUAUGAUGAUGGGGAUGCACACACAACGGGUAAUCAAUACGUGUGUAACUCCCCUAAUGGGGGCAGAAUCACUAAAUUGAUAAAUAUCCAACCCACUCAUGUAACUAACCCAUUUAGCGUAGGGGGGGUAGACGAAGAAGGAAUCGACAGACAUUGGGACCUGAACUCUGGUACCUUUGUCACCUUUGAAGAAAAGCUCAAUAAUAUAUUAACGAGUAACUAUAAGCUAUUGUGCCAGAACAAAUACUUCAGAAAUACCCCAAGAUCAGUCGGUGCUCCUUCACAUGACAUUGGAACAUACAAAACCCUGGAUGACUUACAACACAUAUUCGAUUUAAUAAACAUUAGGAAUAUCGAAAUUGAAAAGGGCAAAUAUCCGUUGCUCUUGAGUGACCUGUACACCUCUGUGUUUUUUAUUUACGAAAAUUCGCAGUUCUUUUAUCUCAGCAUCCACGUGUCACGCUACCUCUUGGAGUUCCUUCGCAUUUAUUUCCACAAUAACAAGGAACGAAUAAAGAAGCAGUUUAUCUGUGAUGACAAGGACGUUGAAGAUGGAAGAACGGCAAUUGGGGGAAAUUCAAACAAAAAUUUUAAUUCGGAAUGUUCGAAAAAUUCCGACAGCUUGGAAAACUGCCAACAUCGUCAAGAGCAUAGGGAAACAAGGCAAAAUGCAUCGACCGCAAAGGAUGAAGAAGUUUCCGCGUGUGAACAUCCCUCAACUGAUACUAGGAGCCAAAACGAUCAACUCAAGUUUAAUCAAAAUGAUAUACAAUAUAUAAUAUGCUUAAAAAAAAUUGUUCUAAUGGGAGCGGAGCAACACAGUAUGAUGGAAUAUCGAAAAAUUGAAAAAGAAUUUGACAACAUAAUAUACUACACAUAUAUGUACCCAGCACUUUAUACAAAACAAAUUCUAGAAAUUUACAAUCAUAUAAAACUUUUUAGGGACGCCAUCAAUAUAAGAUAUUAUAAGAAUAUACUAAUAAUUUUUAUUGAAAAAAGAGUAAUUUCCAAAGUGGAAAACAUCGAAAAUGCACAAAUACAGGAACACACUCUACAACACAUCAAGAACAAACUAUGCAUUCUGUUUGAUAUUAACAAACAGUUUGACAUUAGCUCCAGCUUAUCUAGGUACUACACACAUUCUGUAUUUCCGCAUUUGAAAAAAUUUGAUUUGUCACAAAAUUAUAUAGAACUCAUCAAAGUAGCACUUAUGGACAAUAUGUACAAAAAGGAAAUUUUCGAAACUGUUGUAAAAAGGAUAAUUUGCGAAUUGAUUGACAUAGAUUUUGUGGACGACAAUUUUGUUCAACGCCUUCGUAAAGUUAUGAUACUGCACAACUGCGUAGACGACACAAUCGUCUUUCUCAUAUUUAAAGUAUAUUUUUUUUACAAUUUUUCAAAGCACGUAUGUGCUUAUCUGAGAGAGCUUAACGCGUCAUAUGUACACAAAAAUGAACUAACAUGUAGUUCGCAAAAAGUGGAAGCUCCAUGCGCUGCAGAGGAAGACGCCCAAAGUGAGGAACAAAAAAAGCUAAUGCUAACAAAUAAAAAAAAAGAAAUUUAUGAAACCUUUAAAAAGGUGAAGGAUGUUUUUGAAAGUAAUUUAAUGAAGGAUAAUUCCAUAAAAAACAUCAUGUUCAGCAUAUUAAACGUCAUAAAGACAUACCUAUUGCAAGAGAAAAUUGUUACCUUCCCUGUCGAAAUGGUGCUAGACUUUGACAAAACUAAAAUUUGCACAGAUGAUGAUCAGAAUUACUAUUACUUAUAUAAGGAUAUAAAAAUCCCAAUUCCUCUUUACGCUGUUCCACAAAGAAUUAAUAAGAUAUUUGAAAUAAAUUAUAAACCCAAAGUACGAACAAAUCAAAUGAGGGAUGAAUCAAAAAGUAGUUAUGUAUUCUCUCCAAAAAAAUAUGUGCACUUGAUGAACAAAAUAGAAGAUGAUGUAAAUCAAUAUACAAGAAAUUCGCUAGAUGACGAAAAUAUCAACGUAAAGAAUUAUAUAGAAACCUAUUGCGUACAAAAUGAUAUCCUAUUUUUACAAAAAAAUGAUCGUAAAAUAAACGGAAAUGUAGUCUAUUCGAUUAACAAUUGUUCCAUAUAUAUUAGCAACAAUAUUAUAUACCUUUAUGAAAAUCACGAAUGGAAGCCAACCUUGUUACGUGAUCUGUUAGCAAAAUUGUAG